AUGCAAUCAAGUCCCAGGUGGCCGAGGCCUUGCAGGUCUGGCCGGGCCUGCGUGCCGCUUUGCCUAGGCACUGGCAGCUGCACUGNNGUUCGGUCACCCACGUCAACCUCCGUCAAAACCGGAUCGGAGACGAGGGCGCCAAGGCACUGGCAGAUGCCUUGAAGUCCCACUGUACGGCCACCGUCAUCGACCUCCAUGGCAACAGGAUCGGAGACGAGGGCGCCAAGGCACUCGCACAUGCCCUGAAUUCCAAUCGAACCGUCGUCAUCCACAUCGACCUCCAUUACAACUACAUCGGAGACGAGGGUGCCAAGGCACUCGCAGAUGCCUUAAAGUCCAACAGUACGGUCACUCACGUCAACCUCGAUUACAACGAGAUCGGAGACGAGGGCGCCAAGGCACUCGCAGAUGCCUUCAAGUCCAACUGUACGGUCACCCACGUCAACCUCCAUGGCAACAGGAUUAGAGACGAGGGCGCUAAG
This is a messenger RNA of Symbiodinium necroappetens, 482 nucleotides long. The record is from the annotation of a GenBank genome assembly. NCBI's taxonomy places the organism in Eukaryota, Dinophyceae, Suessiales, Symbiodiniaceae.